Molecule: messenger RNA, 471 nt
Organism: Echinostoma caproni
Lineage: Eukaryota; Metazoa; Platyhelminthes; Trematoda; Plagiorchiida; Echinostomatidae
Source: the annotation of a GenBank genome assembly
AUGGGUCACAAUAAUUUCGGAUGUAUGUACCAACUGACGUUGUGUUCCACAGAUGCAGCUUCGAGGCUGGAUCCGUGUACUGGUAUGGAAAUGGUUGAAGCUGGACACUGCUACCUGGUCAGCAUGCGCCACGGAGUUGACCCAAUUGAGUCGGAUAUAAAGAAACUUGACACUGCUACGCUUUUGGAAAGUGCCGCGGGGUUCAGCCAAUUGAGUCGGAUGAAAAAGAUCAUUGCUACCUGGUUAGCAUGUGCCACGGAGUUGAGCCAAUUGAGUCGGAUGAAAACGGAUACAGAUGCAGCUUCGAGGCUGGAUCCGUGUACUGGUAUGGAAUUGGUUGAGGAAGUGGACUGUUACCUGGUUAGCAUGUGCCACGGAGUUGAACCAAUUGAGUCGGAUGAAAAUGGAAUCGGAUAUGAAGAAAUUAAGGCGAGAUGGGUCAGAAUUCUCAUAGAAGUAUGUACCGAAUGA